AUGCGUCUGCUUCUCACUCUUCCUGUGGCUCUAGGCUCCAUGGCGCUCUGGUUGACUGUGGUCAUUGCUCUCACCUGCUUUGGUGGCCUCGCCUCCCUGGGCCCUGUGCCUCCCUCUACAGCCCUCAAGGAGCUCAUUGAAGAGCUGGUCAAUAUCACCCAGAACCAGAAGGCACCUCUGUGCAAUGGCAGCAUGGUGUGGAGUGUCAACCUGACAGCCAACAUGUACUGUUCAGCCCUGGAAGCCCUGAUCAACGUCUCCAACUGCAGUGUCAUCCAAAGGACCCAGAGGAUGCUGAGCGCACUCUGUCUUCACAAGCCCUCAGCUGGGCAGGUUUCCAGAGAGCACAUCCGAGACACCAAAAUUGAAGUGGCCCACUUCUUAAAAGACCUGCUCAAACAUUCAAGGAUCAUUUUUCACUAUGGAAAAUUCAGCUGA
Messenger RNA from Lagenorhynchus albirostris (white-beaked dolphin), 438 nucleotides. RefSeq names its product interleukin 13 (gene IL13). Bases 1 to 438 code for a protein of 145 amino acids. The transcript is spliced from 4 exons. The record is from RefSeq and is a predicted model, not a curated record. Gene Ontology annotation, molecular function: cytokine receptor binding. Gene Ontology annotation, cellular component: extracellular region. Gene Ontology annotation, biological process: immune response. NCBI's taxonomy places the organism in Eukaryota, Metazoa, Chordata, Mammalia, Artiodactyla, Delphinidae.